AUUACAACCCUCAUUUCUCUACACCAACCGACAGCAACCUUUCAUCGCUAAAGCUCUCGUCCCUUGCACACAAAGCAAUCCGCCAUCCUCUGUAAAAAUAGCUGCCGCGCUUCACCAACUUACAAUCAUUCUCCUUCACCUUCUCCACCUCUGCUACUACAUAUCUCCUGUCAACAAAAAUACACUCACAAUCACAGAAAGAGAGAGAGAGAAAGCAAAGGGAUAAAAAUGGUGAAAAGCAGGGUUCUUGUGGUAGGCGGCACGGGAUAUCUGGGGAGAAGAAUAGUGAGGACAAGCAUCGCAGAAGGGCAUCCAACCUUCGUUCUUCGUCGGCCGGAGAUCUGCAUGGAUAUAGAGAAGGUUCAGAUGCUGCUGUCUUUCAAGGAGCAAGGGGCUACACUUGUUGAGGGUUCAUUUGGCGAUCAUCAGAGCCUCGUCGACGCCGUCAAAAAAGUCGAUGUUGUCAUAUCCGCCAUCUCCGGCGUGCAUGUCAGGAGCCAUCACAUCCUCCUCCAGCUUCAGCUUGUUGACGCCAUUAAAGAGGCAGGCAACAUGAAGAGGUUCUUGCCCUCCGAGUUUGGAACAGACCCAGCAAGAAUGGGGCAUGCUUUGGCUCCUGGUAGGGAGACAUUUGAUGAUAAGUUGGUUGUGAGGAAGGCUAUAGAAGAAUCAAACAUCCCAUUCACUUAUAUCUCCGCUAACUGCUUCAUGGGAUACUUUGUUGGUGGCCUUUGCCAACCUGGGAAAAUAUUACCCUCAACUGAAAGCGUAUGCAUGCUUGGAGAUGGCAAUGUUAAAGGUAAUUAUACAUCCCUGAGUUUGGAAGAGCAAGUAGAGCUUCAAAUCUUAUUAUACAUCUCAGCUGCUUAUGUUGACGAAAACGAUAUCGCGAUGUACAUCAUCAAAACGAUCGACGACCACCGAACUCUAAAUAAAACUAUUUACAUCAGACCACCAGAAAACAUACUGUCACAGAGAGAAGUAGUCAUGGCAUGGGAGCAGCUCAUUGGUAAGGAGCUUAAAAAGACCAGCAUUUCAGAACAGGAUUUUCUCUCUAUCAUCAAAGAGCUGGAGUAUCCACAGCAAGCGGGAUAUGGACAUUUCUAUCAUAUCUUUUAUGAGGGUUGCUUGAACAAUUUCGAGAUAGACAAGGGGGAGGAGGCAUCUGAGUUAUAUCCCGAGGUUGUUUAUACUCGAGUCAACAACCUCGUUAUGUGUAAUUCUUAGAGGUUUAUCUCUGACGUUAUGUGUAAUUCUACAACUUUGCAACUUCAGACUGGACUUUUUAAUUCUUAGAAAUGAUCUUUUAUUGAGAAAAAAAUUUGCGUACGUCAAGGGGUACGCAGAGAUGUGUACAUAAUAGGGUACACGGGCAUUAUAUGGGAGUUACAUGGGAGUUACAAGAGUGUUAUAACUUCCUUGUAACUUUCGUGUAACUCAGUUGUAACCCGCCCUUUUAUUUUAUCCAUUGAGAUUACAAGGUUACAGCGGGGUUACACGGGAGUUACACGGAAGGUUACACGGAAGUUACACAAGAGGUACAACGGGUUAUAACCCCCUUGUAAUUCUCAUAUAAACCUCGUGUACCCUAUUAUGUACACGUCUCUGCAUACCCCU
Phalaenopsis equestris is the source of this 1617-nucleotide messenger RNA. RefSeq names its product bifunctional pinoresinol-lariciresinol reductase 2-like. Bases 229 to 1227 code for a protein of 332 amino acids. Lineage: Eukaryota; Viridiplantae; Streptophyta; Magnoliopsida; Asparagales; Orchidaceae. The record is from RefSeq and is a predicted model, not a curated record. Gene Ontology annotation, molecular function: oxidoreductase activity. The transcript is spliced from 4 exons.